AUGGUCUUUACUUCUGGAGUCUUCUAUCAACCACCUUGGGCGUGUUUCCGUAUGCGCUGGGAUGGCUGCUUGGAUACCUUGACAUCCUGGGCACUGACGCGACGCGCUGUGCUAUGGAUGAUUGUGAUCAACGGCGUGAUAUGGCACACGACGCAGACAGCUCUGCUAUUCACUAUUGGGCCGAGCGUCGAUGGCAGCGAUCCCACGGGCAUAUUCAUCGCCAUCGAGAAAACUCAAAUGACUUUCUUUUGCGCCCAAGAGUUUAUGAUCUCGGGACUGUACCUCUGGGGCACCAUCGACAUCCUGAAGACAUCACUAGGCAACAAGCAAAAGACGAUGUGGUAUCUCCUGAUCAUCAACCUCCUCAUCGUAGCCAUGGACAUAGCUCUCCUCAUCAUCAUGUACAAGGACCACUAUACGAUCGAACAAGGCGUCAAACUCGUCAUCUACUCCGUCAAACUCAAGCUCGAGUUCGCUGUCCUUGGAAAACUAGUCGACGUCGCGCAGAGUCGCGGAGGAUCGAGUAUUUCCGAAACACAUCCAGCGCGAUCCAUCGCUCGGGAACAUGGAAGAAGCGACAACCUCCCUGAAAUAGUACACCUUGAGAACACGGUUGCACGGAGGAUGGCCGAUGAUGAGGAGAGCAUGCGCCAUCUUUAUGACGAUGCGAUCAAGCAGAUAUACAAAGGCUGA
Molecule: messenger RNA, 693 nt
Organism: Fusarium tjaetaba
Lineage: Eukaryota; Fungi; Ascomycota; Sordariomycetes; Hypocreales; Nectriaceae
Exons: 2
Coding region: 1-693 (230 amino acids)
Source: RefSeq, a predicted model, not a curated record